Molecule: messenger RNA, 1500 nt
Organism: Didymella exigua CBS 183.55
Lineage: Eukaryota; Fungi; Ascomycota; Dothideomycetes; Pleosporales; Didymellaceae
Product: arrestin
Exons: 2
Coding region: 1-1500 (499 amino acids)
Biological process (GO): ubiquitin-dependent endocytosis
Cellular component (GO): cytoplasm; cytosol; plasma membrane
Molecular function (GO): protein-macromolecule adaptor activity; ubiquitin protein ligase binding
Source: RefSeq, a predicted model, not a curated record
AUGCUGGUAUCAAUUGCGCUCGAUCAUCCUCACGAGCACUAUACAAACCUCGAUGUUAUUCAAGGAAAAGUGUAUCUGCGGGUGCCGAAUCCUACCAAUGUCGGCAGCAUCGUAGUGAAGCUCGAGGGCGAGUCGAAGACGAGACUACUUGCGCCGAUACAUCCCAGUAGACCAGACAAGCAGCGACCGGUGUUGGAAGUACACAAAGUCCUGUACAAGACGCAAGUAUUAUGGCCUACGGCAAUGCAACAGGAUGACCUCCUCACGAACAACAAAACCGGGUUCACCAUGCAAGCUGGCAACUUCGAAUACCCUUUCCAGUUCAAGAUUCCACUGAACACCUCUUGCCAUGCGCAACAAGCGACCGCACCCAUCUCGAAUAUCUCUUUCGCCAACACGAUACCCGAGUUCGCAAAGACUCCGACACAACACAUCAAGUCCGCACUGCCACCGUCCCUUACCGGGUUUCCCGGCGAGGCUGAGAUUCGAUACUUCGUGAAGGUCACAGUGAAUAGACCAUCGCUGUUUAAAGAGAACCCAAGGGCAGUCGCGAGCUUCACACUGUUGCCAAUCGAGCCACCACGGCUGGAAAGGCAAGAUGGCGAGGCAUAUGCAAGGAGACAACACCAGUUCCUGGAGAAUGCGCCUAGCGUAGCAGCAGGAAAGAAGCUAGGUCUCUUCGACAGGAAAAGCUCCUCAAGUGUGCCAACAUCACCUACAUCUUUAGGCUCUCCACCACGCGUCUCGCUCGAUGCUCGGUUGCCGAACCCCGCUAUUUUGACAGCCAACCAAGAUAUGCCUCUGCGGGUGCUGAUGAAGAAUAUGAGCCCGCGGGCGAAGAACGUAUAUCUUCAGAUGCUUCAGAUCGAGUUGAUUGGCUACACGAAAGUGCGGGCGCAUGAAGUUGCUCGGACAGAGUCAAACAGCUGGAUCCUCUGCUCAUUCAGCAACAUGGCUAUCCCGUUGGGAGCGCCCACGGACGCUGUGGAGACAGAAGUACCUAUCAACCCAGAGUACUGGUCGGACAAGCCGAUUCCACCUACAGUUCCACCCACAUUCCAAACCUGCAACUUGUCACGCUUAUAUGAGCUGGAAGUACGCGUAGGUAUCGGCUACGGCUCCUACAAGCAAGGCGAGGACCAGCUAGUUGUCCUACCACUACGAUUGCCGGUUAAGGUCUACUCUGGCAUCGCCCCUCCCAAGGCGUUGCUUGAAUCUGCAUUGACGGGUGAACCAGGCAACACGGCUAACCUCGGUGUACCGCCUCCAGCACAGGGACCGCACACGCCUACAAUGCCAACUCACGCUGGGUUUGGUGGGCCAAGCGCGUCUGCUAACGCAACGCAUCGGCCCCAGAGUGAAUCUUCCGAGGCGCCGCCGCCGACUUAUGAGGAAGCAGUCGGUCAAAACUUGCCCCCGAUUAACGGGUACAGAGGGACAUACCAACCUCCUCCUGUUCCCGAGGGAGCACCUAGGUUCUCGGACGAGAAGAGGCGAUAG